Penicillium canescens is the source of this 1086-nucleotide messenger RNA. RefSeq lists its product as uncharacterized. The record is from RefSeq and is a predicted model, not a curated record. Lineage: Eukaryota; Fungi; Ascomycota; Eurotiomycetes; Eurotiales; Aspergillaceae. Bases 1 to 1086 code for a protein of 361 amino acids. Gene Ontology annotation, molecular function: ADP binding. The transcript has a single exon.
AUGACGUGCUCGGACGUGAUCAGCGGUAUUUCCGCUACUAUCACCAUCCUUCAGGAGUCUAUUAGGUCCUUGGAUGAUGCUUCCGCCACUAGCAUGUUGCCUAAGACCCUGCGAACCGUGCGAUGCCAACUUCCUAUCGUUGUUGAUAUUAUUCAGACACUAUUGGAGCACUCCGACUCUGCAGAUUCAUUCUGCUGCUUGAGCCUAAUUGUUGAUAAUUGUAGCGGGCACGCUGCGAGGAUGAAAAGAAUUCUCGAAUUCGUCUUUGAUGGAGACGACACAUGGGAAAAGCGAUAUGCCGAGGCCAUCAGGACAUUCGGUGACAUAACAACGGUCGAGUCGCUCCUGAAAUCGAUUGCUGAAGAUAUCCGGUCUUUUAUCAUGCACAACCCAGUUAGUGAUGAUCAUUUGAAGCGAAAGUCCGAGCUUGACGAGAUCAUUCAUGAGAUGAGAUCUCUCAUGGCUUUCAGCUUUCAGAUUCGCCGUGGGCUGUGUUUUGGUCGGGCGCCCUAUCUAGCAUCAGGGCACUUCGUUGGGCGCGAAUCACAGCUUGAUGAGAUCAGGCGCUUGGAAUCGAGCCGUAUGUCUCAGAAACUACAUCGUCUGGUCUUUGGUGGCAUUCGUGGAGUGGGCAAGACGCAACUUGCCAUUGCCUACGGUCAUCGCUUCUCCAAUUAUUAUGAAUCGUGCUUUUGGCUCGAUGCAUCAUCAGAGAGUACGAUGAACAAAAGCUUUCGAACUUUGGCCACUCUCAUAUUUCAGUAUCAAGACAUUCGAGAUCUUCACGAGAGGGACAUCAUGGUACGUGUACAUGAGUGGCUAUCUGACGCGACAAACACAAGAUGGCUUCUUGUGUUUGAUGGAUACGACAGUUUAGAGCAUUUCGACAUUGAGACGUUCUACCCCUCAGCUUCUCAUGGAACCGUUAUUGUCACCACGCGAAGACCAGGUCUCAUUGCUGGACAAAAAGUCCAGGUCAGCCCCUUGGAAAAUGUGGAAGACAGGCUUAAGAUCCUCCAAACCCGAUCGGGAAGGAACAAAUCUCAAUUCGGUAUGUCAUUGAUUGUUACGGUCAUCGCUUUCUAA